Helobdella robusta is the source of this 3751-nucleotide messenger RNA. RefSeq lists its product as hypothetical. Gene Ontology annotation, biological process: positive regulation of transcription elongation by RNA polymerase II; transcription elongation by RNA polymerase II. Gene Ontology annotation, molecular function: nucleosome binding. Gene Ontology annotation, cellular component: FACT complex. NCBI's taxonomy places the organism in Eukaryota, Metazoa, Annelida, Clitellata, Rhynchobdellida, Glossiphoniidae. The transcript has 26 exons. The coding region runs from base 74 to 3340 and encodes 1088 amino acids. The record is from RefSeq and is a predicted model, not a curated record.
CUCGUUUUUUGUUUUACGAUCAAUUAAAUUUUAAUUAUUAAAUAAUAAAUUAUAAUCGUAAUUUAGUCUCAAAAUGGGAGAAUUCAAAAUUGAUAAAGAAGCUUUUCAGCGAAGAAUGAAAAAAGUCUACCUGGCUUGGAAGGAUGCCUCAGAAGAUCACCCAAUGUCAAAGGUCGAUGCAAUAGUAGUGGCUGUUGGGGCUGCCGAGGUUGUUUACUCCAAGUCAAUAUCAAUACAGAACUGGUUAUUCGGUUACGAACUGCCUGACACCAUAUUAGUACUCUGCGAGUCGGCCAUUUAUGUUCUGUCCAGUAAAAAGAAAGUUGAAUUCGUUCGCCAGGUUGAGGAUUGCUGUAAUGACAUCAUCCCAACUAUGAAGUUACUAACAAGAGAUAAGGCUGACAAGGAUAAAACAAAUUUUGAUACGCUAGUUGAGGCCAUAAAAGAAUCCUCACAGGGAAAGUCGAUAGGUGUCUUUCCAAAAGAUAAAUUUCCUGGAGAGCUGAUAGAUGGAUGGAAGGCUGCGUUAGAUGGAGCUGGCUUAGAAUCGGUUGAUGUCACUUCACAUCUAGCUCUGAUCAUGGCCGACAAAGAGGAAAGUGAGCUGUCCCUCAUAAAGAAAGCUUGCACCGCUACCAUGGAUUUGUUCAAUAAAUACCUCAGGGAGCAGCUGAUGGAUCUCAUUGACAAGGAGAAGCAUGUGAAGCACUCGAAGUUGGCAGCCCAAGUCGAGGACGCCUCACAGAACAAGAAGUACAUAACAGGGUUGGACCUGACGCAGUUGGAUACCUGCUACCAGCCCAUCAUUCAGAGUGGAGGCAAGUAUGAACUCAAGUUCAGUGCCAAGGCAGACAACAACAUGCUACACUUUGGCUCAAUAAUCUGCAUGUUGGGUCUGAGGUACAAGUCUUACUGUUCUAAUGUUGCCAGAACGAUUAUGGUGGAUCCGACUGAAGAUAUGCAGGCCAACUAUGCUCUACUCUUAAAAGCACAUGAAGAGGCUGUCAACUUAUUGAGACAUGGUACAAAGCUGUCAGAUGUUUACAAAGCCAUUGUGGACGUUGUUAAAUCUGAAACACCUGCACUCGUUGAUAAGCUAACAAAAAAUGCUGGUUUCGGCAUGGGCUUGGAAUUCCGCGAAACCUCCCUGCUGAUUGCAGGCAAAAGUGAUGCAGUUGCAGUGCAAGGUAUGGUCUUCAACCUCAACAUCGGUUUCACAGAUCUGGAGAACAAGGCUGCCAAAGAUGAGGAGGGUAAGAAGUACGCCCUGUUCAUUGGAGACACGGUCGUCGUGAAUGAUCAGGACACACCUGCAACUGUGUACACACCACAGAAGAAACAAACGAAAAACGUUUGCAUCUUCUUAAAGGAAGAAGAGGAAGAGGAGGAAGAGGAAGAAGAUGAUAAAAAAGAAGAUGACCCAAAAAUAGCGGGAAGAGGUCAAAGAAAUGCCAUCUUGGCUAAUAGAACCAGGCAGACGGAAAUGACAGCAGAGGAGAAAAGGCAGCUGCACCAGAAGGAACUUGCUGAAAAGUUGCACAAGGAGGCUCUUGAUAGGAAUGCAGGCCACAAGGAGAAAGAGAACGAGAAAAAAGAUAGAAAAGUGAGCAUAUCGUACAAGAACAUUUCACAAAUGCCUAAGGAACCUGAGAUUAGAGACCUGAAAAUCUACGUAGAUAAAAAAUAUGAAACAGUCAUCCUGCCUAUAUUUGGCUAUCCAUGCCCUUUCCAUAUCUCAACAAUUAAGAACAUAAGUCAGUCGGUGGAAGGAGAUUACACAUACCUACGUCUCAAUUUUUUCCACCCUGGUUCUAACCUAGGUAGGAAUGAAGGGGUCAUCUAUCCCAACAACGAAGCUACCUUUCUUAAAGAAAUAACGUAUCGAAGUUCAAACUCGAAGGAGCCAGGUGAACUGUCCGCCCCAUCAUCAAAUCUCAACACAGCAUUCAGACUCAUCAAAGAAGUCCAGAAGAAAUUCAAAACGAGGGAGGCUGAAGAGAGAGAAAAAGAGGGGGUCAUGAAGCAGGACACACUGAUCGUCAAUCCAAACAGAGGCAACCCGAAGUUGAAGGACCUGUACAUCAGGCCCAACAUCGUCUCUAAGAGGAUCACUGGAUCGCUGGAGGCACAUACUAAUGGUUUCCGAUUUACAUCAGUACGUGGGGACAAAGUUGACAUAUUGUACAACAACAUAAAGAAUGCCUUCUUCCAGCCAUGCGAUGGAGAGCUGGUCAUCUUGCUUCAUUUCCAUCUUAAGAAUGCCAUAUUAUUUGGCAAGAAGAAGCACAUUGACGUUCAGUUCUACACAGAAGUUGGGGAGGUGAUAACAGAUCUGGGCAAGCACCAAUACACCCAUGACAGGGACGACCUCAGGGCUGAGCAGUCUGAAAGAGAGCUGAGGCACAGGUUGAAAGCAGCAUUCAAAAGUUUCUACGAGAAGGUAGAAGCUAUGACCAAGCAGGAGGUAGAGUUUGAUGUUCCAUUUCGUGACCUCGGCUUUCAUGGCGCCCCCAAUCGUAGCACUGUCCUCAUACAACCAACCAGUGGCUCGGUUGUUAAUCUCACUGAAUGGCCUCCAUUUGUUGUGGCUCUUGAUGAAGUCGAGUUGGUGCACUUUGAACGGGUUCAAUUCCAACUGAAGAACUUUGAUAUGGUUUUCAUCUUUAAGGACUACCAUAAGAAGGUCGCGAUGAUCACAGCUAUCCCCAUGGCACAGUUGGAUCAUGUCAAGGAAUGGCUCAAUUCCUGUGAUAUAAAGUACAGUGAAGGAAUUCAGAGUUUGAACUGGACGAAGAUCAUGAAGACCAUCACCGACGACCCGGCCAAGUUUUUCGAAGAUGGUGGUUGGAGUUUCCUCGAUCCUGAGAGUGAUGCUGAAGAUGACGAUGAUGAUGAAGAUGACGAGGACGACGCGUACAAUCCGUCUGAUAGUGAAUCAGCGGAGGGAAGCAGUGAUGAUGAAGAUAGUGAUGACAACUGGUCGGCUGAGGAUGAAGAUGAUGAUGACGGAUCUGAAGAAUUGGGUUCUAGUGAGGAAUCUGGUAAAGAUUGGGAUGAACUGGAGGAGGAGGCCAAAAGAGCCGACGCCGAAGAUGAUUUGGACGACAGUCGAGACGAUGAGAGGCAUAAGAAGUCGAAACAGAAGCACAAGAUGAACAGCAAUCACAAACACAAAAGCCCCAAGAAGCACAAGAGUCCCGAGAAGAAGCAUCACAAGGCCCACCAUGAAGCCAAGCACAAAAACGGUCACACUACCAACAGCAAUGAAAAGUCGCACAAAUCAUCGAAACGCCGCAAUAGCGAUGGCAGUGAUAGGGGCAACCACAAGAAGCGAAAAUAAUGACGACGACGAUAACAUUUUAUAUUAUUAUUAUUAUUAUUAUUAUUAUUAUUAUUAUUAUUAUUAUUAUUAUUUGCACAAUCGAGUAAUUAACUAUUUUUUAUUAAAUGUAUAAAGUAAUGUAGAUAAGCUGGCAUGCAGUGACACGAUUAUCUUGUGCUGUACGCUGAUUUUAAUUAGGCUAUCAAUAAUUGUCCUCCGUUCGUUUUCAUGUUUUAAAGAAUUUGGUUUGUUAUCCAUUGUGAAAUGACUAAUGAUUUCAGUAAUAUUUCAUAAAAUGACCAUUUAAUAACUCGUGAAUCGAAACAAUGUUUCCUGAGAAACUGUUUGUGAUAUUGUAUUUGUUGCCACUCGCUGUUAGGUUUUACAUUCACUAAUUCUAAAGAAACUUAUAAUCGCGGAAAGUUUUAU